Molecule: messenger RNA, 2470 nt
Organism: Myodes glareolus (Bank vole)
Lineage: Eukaryota; Metazoa; Chordata; Mammalia; Rodentia; Cricetidae
Source: RefSeq, a predicted model, not a curated record
AGGGCAUAAGUGCUGUGAGAAGGCACACUGCAGAGACUAUAGUGCUCUAGAAAGCUCAUAACAUAGAUGAUGACAAAAAACAAUGCACAGAACACGUGUCCUUAUAAAUUAGAUUAGUGUUCUUAUACAGGCAAUCCCAAAGAGAUCCCUACCACUUUUGACAUCCCAGCAUAAACUGUCAAGACACAGCCUGUGGAUCAGAAAGUAGCUUCUCAUCAGUCACCAAAUGGUUAUCCAGGAAAAGCUGCAAAUUUGAGAUUGGGGCAACAAUGAGAAAUGUACUGUGAAGUUAUGGAAUCAUGAAAAAUAUUGAAGAGGAAUGAAACAUUUCUCUGACAUUAAUAGACUCAUAUACAUCUUGAUGAGAUAGAGAUAUAUCUUCGCCUUAAGAAAUGCAGAGAUAUGACUAUUUGACUUCCUUUGGAGGCAAAGCAACAGGAAAAAUGGUAGGACAAAUGCCUGUGAAGGAGACAGACAGUAUAGACCCAGGGCUGAGCAAUGUCAGCAGGCUGCCUAUGGGGUUUCCAAGACCAAUCUUCCAAGCAAGUCCCCCAUACCAAAACAGUAAGCAUUCAUUACCUUCCCAAGGGUCUCAAUUCCAAGGAUUUCAACAUCUUAGCAAAAUCACACCAAACAAUUCAUCUACUGAUAUGAAAACCAUUAACUUUCAAAUGUCAAAUGUGUGUAAUGACACACAGCAAGACAAAAUUGGCAUUUCCCAAUCAAAUAUGUCAAAUUCUACUCGCCUACAAUUCAACUGCCCACAAUCUAUUCAAGACAAAAUGACAGUGAAUAGAUGUGCCAGCUCUUCUCAGCUGACUUCACCAAGAAUGACAGAAGCAGAAGAGAAAUCUUGCAAUACAUGGAAGAAUAUUAGAAAAUCAUAUGUACAGAAAAAGGUGCCCGUUCGAAAAGUGCCUCAUUUUGUUCCUGAUCAAGCACCCGAGAGGAAAAGAACAACCCAUCUAAACACUGCAUAUGCCAUACGAAAGUCAAGGCCAAUCAUUGGUGUCCACACUCGAUCAUAUAGGGACAGAGUGAUACACCUACUAGCACUUAAGGACUACAAGAAAUCUGAACUUCUUGUUCAACUGCAAAAAGAUGGCAUCAAAAUAAAUGACCCCAAUUUUCUUGGAAAAAUUCUGCUGCAGGUGGCUAAUUUGAAUGCUACUACUUUGUCAUAUACUUUAAAAGACAGUAUCUUCAAUGAGGUCCAGAGAGAUUGGCCUGGCUAUAGUGAGGAAGAUAAGCUGUCAUUGGAUUUGGUGCUUUCCAGAAAGCUACGCCCAUUUCACAAUGCUACCAAGGCCACCCAUUGCAAAGAGUCAUCUGUAGUUUCUAAAACAGAUGAUUCAUCAUCCUCAAAGGAUCAUUUUCUCUCCUUAUCUGGUAUUGACACUUUAAUGAAAAAUAAAGGUGGAUUCUUUCCCCCUAAAUCUGGUGGACAGUUAACAUCAAAUGGCCAAGCAAGUUUUAACAGUGAGAAAUCUGGAAUUCUGUUGUAUUCUGCCACUACUACCAAAUGCAUCCCUCGACAAUUGCCUGACUCCCAUCUGCCAAUUUCAAAUUCACCACUGCUCAUAAAAUCUAAUUGUAAUGUUUGCAGUGCUCCAGAAAGAUCUGGGACUCAAAAUCCAUGUGACAACAUCAGCCAUGACAGUGGCAUGCUUGAAAGAGAGAUGAAUAAAUACACUUCUUUGGAAGCUACAUCCUGUGUUUCAGUUCAAAAAAAGUAUUCAAAGCCAAUAGAAAUACCACAUUUUAUGCCUGAGAAGUUCAAAUGUGCAUUUGCAAAGCGAAAAACAAGUAUCCCAAACUGCAUUACCAGCACAAUGGAGAAACCAAAGAUAGAUUUUAAGAAACAAGAUGAAAUUAUGAAGUCAGAUUCCAACAAGGAAGUUAAAAAAGGUUUCCCUGACUCUGGGAAGACCAGUUUUACAUCUGCAACUCCAGAUUAUUUGGCAAAUUAUUCCAUUAUACUUUCCCCUGACCAACGUCAGUCUUAUGAGAAGGAAUUCAGGGCAAAUUAUAGUGAAUAUCAAGCCAUGUACAACAAGAUACAGAUUUCAUGCACACCAAUCAUUGACCUAGAUUCAGAAAGAAAGGGAUUUUCUCUAGGAUCAAAAGAAUACCAAGAUAUUACUAAAAAAAUUUCAGUAGCGUAUCAGAAAAUGCGACAGCUUAAUCCUAAAUUUUGUGAAGAAAAGGAUAGAUGUGUGUUUCUUUACAACAAACUGGUUCAUAUUAAAAAGUUAAUAAAUGAUUUUGACCAGCAUGAAGUAAAGUCUACACAGUAAUGAAAGGUUUGGACAAGAAUAAACUUGAUUUACUGAAAUUCAAGGUAAUUUGCUCCAAGAUUCUAAAGGGAUGGCACUUGAAAGUUUUUUGAAACUUGCAACAGUAUUUAAAUUUAGUUUGUUUUAUAUUCAUUUUUUGCUUUCCUACAGUUCUGAAGCUGCAUUAUAUGAUU